This is a messenger RNA of Cheilinus undulatus (humphead wrasse), 2874 nucleotides long. RefSeq lists its product as uncharacterized. Bases 135 to 2846 code for a protein of 903 amino acids. NCBI's taxonomy places the organism in Eukaryota, Metazoa, Chordata, Actinopteri, Labriformes, Labridae. The transcript is spliced from 21 exons. The record is from RefSeq and is a predicted model, not a curated record.
UGAUCCACCUGUCUGUGGGUGUGUUUGUGAAGCAGGAAGUCCAUCAACCUACUCAGAGAGGAGGCCAACAAACUUUAAAUCAAACUGUUAGAACAAAAGACUCUGAGGUCUCUAUCUGCCCAUCUUUUUAUGUCAUGGGUCGAUUGGUUGGAUUGGGGUGGUUUGUUCUUCUGAUUGCCCUUAUAAAUGUAGAAGCCCAAAGGAAGGCCUCAAUAAAUAUCCGCUCACAAUGCCUGGGAAACAUCAUGCUUGUGGAAGCUGGUCCACUUGGGGGAAAUCUUCUUGAAGUUUCUGCUGUGAUAAAUAACACUGCCAUCCCUCUUACACCCAGUAUAGCCGCUCAGUGUGGCUUCAGUGUGACCAUAAACCAGCUGGGGCACGCCAUGAUUUACGCCUCCCUUCAGAACUGUUUUGCUGAGAACGUGAACGAUAAAGCUUUCACAACAACCAUAAACCUCCUUCUGCAUGGGAACCAAAUGGAUGAAGGCGAGCUGUACCAGGUGGCAGAAACCUGCUACUACACUACCUGGGCCUCUAGAGAAAUAAUCUGUGAACGCAACUAUAUGGAGGUGUCCGUGAAAAGAGCAUCUCAGGAGGAUUAUGUCCUGCCUGGACAUCCCGCCGAAGGGGACAAUCCAAAAUUUGGGGAUCCUCGACGACAAGCUGAGGAACGACCCAUUGAAUCCAGAAUCACAACGCUCGUCUUCUACACCCCUGAGGAGAGAAUAAUGAAAGUGGGCGAGGCACAGAGAAAUGGUUAUGGGGUGGCGAGCACUGCUACAAGGCUGCUACUGAGAAGUCCAACAACCUCACCUGAAACAUACACCCAGAGUGUCGCUGGAGUACCCAUGACAGUUUUCAAAACCUCCACGGUAUUUGAAAAGAAGUGGCUGGCGACCCAAAUCGACGCAGCAGCAGCUUGUCCAAUAUUAGACGGAGGUGUUUCCUUCACUCAAAACACAAUCACCUGGUUCCUGCCGAGGCACAUAGACCCUCUGAUUUCCUCGGGUCAGUUUCAGCUUUUAGAGGUCCACAUGGGUGUCGAUGGUCAGAGGCUGGAUGCUGCUGAGAUGGCUGCCAGAGGUUACUCCCUGACUGUCACUGAUGGACAUGUCAUUGUUGAAGUUCCCGUUGGAUCAGUUGGUGGCUACUAUAAGAGCCACGUUCAGGAUGAUCAAUACCUCGCGUCUUACACCAUUGAGCCGAUGAUCGAGAUGCUCUGGACCGAAGACUCCACUCAUGAGGACACUCGAUACAAAGUCCUCUUCCCCAUCACGACUCCAUUACUGUCUCAGCCUCUGCAAGUCAUCGACAACACCGUCCCUCAGGAGCAGGUAUUUAAAGUCCUGCUCGGGCCCUUCGGCACUGAUGUGGCUCUAAUGAACAUUACCUUCCCCUCGGAGGUUUUAUCCGUGGCUGACUUCAGUGUCAGAGGCUUUAACUUCCUGGAGCACAUGUCUCCAAACAGCAGCUCUAAGGUCUUCACUGUAGAGGUGCCUUUCACAGACCCAGUGGUACAACCAAUGAGAGAAAAGGGGAUGACGGUCCUCUCUCUUCACAUGACGUUGGGCCUGCUAGUCCUGCCAGAGUUUGCUCCAUUUUCUCACACUGCUUAUGUGGAGGCCAGAUUGGUAGACGUUGUUCCUCCCUCCAUCAGCGGUGUCUGUGACGAACACAGCUUCUAUGUCCUGGUGAACCAAGGGAGCAUGAGCUUUCAGACCAUAGUGGGAAAACAGAUUUUGACCCCUCAUCUUGCUCAGCAGUAUGGUGUAGUGGAGAACGGGACACACUUCAGUUUGACAGUGCCGUAUUCUGCUUCUGAUGUUGCAUCUGAGGCCGUUCAAGUGUCGACCAUCAGAAGCAGACUUGACAUCAUCCUUAGAAAUCCAGAAAACAACAAAAACAUCAAAGAAUUCUCCAUGGCAUGCAACUUCGUUUCAUCGCUGACAGAGUGUUUUCCCAAUGGAACCAUUACAGCGUGGGCCAUCAAACUGGAGUCAGUGCCCAGUCUGAACCCUUCUCAGCUCACGCUCAGAGACCCCGCCUGUGGCCCCGCUUACAGCGACGACAACUUCGCCUAUUUUGUCUUCACUGCAAACUCCUGCGGGACGACCAGGAAGUUUCUACCCAACAUGAUGCUGUAUGAGAAUGAAAUCUCUCUGCCAGAUGGGCUUCAAACAAAUCAGGAUCCAAACAGUGAAGAGCCUGAGUAUGAGUUAAAGGUGUCCUGUUACUAUAACAUCAACAAAACUCAUGCUGUGGCCUUCCACACCAGACCUCGCAGGAGUGAACCGUACGCUGAAAAUGCAAAAGGAGAGCUACAGGUGGAAAUGAGACUUGCUUUGGAUGAUUCGUACACCGAGUUUUACAACGUGGAGGAUUAUCCAGUAGCAAAGUACCUACAGCAGCCGCUCUAUUUUGAAGUUGAGCUGAUGAGGUCGACAAAUCCUCGGGUGUCUCUGGAGCUGGAGAACUGCUGGGCCACGCUGGAUGAUGACAGGACGUCCCAGCCAAGAUGGAACCUCAUCAUAAAUGGGUGUGGAAACCCAGUAGAUCCGCACCAGUUGAUCCUGCAUCCAGUUUGGCCCAAUGACAGAGUAAAGUAUCCUUCUAACUUCAAACGCUUUGAGGUCCAGAUGUUCGCCUUCGCUGAAGACGAUGAUAACCUGAGUCGCCAGGUGUUCGUCCACUGUGACGUCGUGAUCUGUGAUCCCAGAAACCCUCUGGGUGGAGUUUGUAAUGGACCGUGUUCAAACCAGCAAAACCGAGCCAGAGGUCAAAGACAUGCAGUUUCUGAUGUGGACAGUUUCAAGCAUGUGUCAUCAGGACCCAUAAUUCUAAGUUGACAUGCUCUAAUAAAAGAUUUUUAACAAA